AUGGUACGUACCAUUGGGGGAAGAGAGGUGAAGUUCACGAAGGACGACCUCAGGUCUUUGGCUAACAAGACAAGCGGUAUUCAAACGGCCAACACGUCCCACUGUGCUGCCCGGAAAGGGUUUAUCGCCAAGUUAAGACGAAAUCUGCCGCUGGACCAGUGGCCAGCAGAUGUUGUCUGCUACGCAGGCAUCACACAGCUGCAAGUUGACUUGCACGUGAUCCUCCUUGUGUGGGAUACGAAUGCGAUGCCCAAGCUUGAUACAUCGGACCUUCCGCUGAACGUAUCGGUGAUCCAUGCUCCGAAGAGCCGGAAGAUCGAUGCGUGGCUGAAACAUCUGACCGCGACGGCACUAUCCACCUACGACUAUCUCUGGCUGGCAGACGGAGAUGUGUCAGUGUCGGCAGCGAACUGGUUUGCUUUUUGGGCGAAUAUGCUGUAUCUCGUCGUGGCUUUUAUUUGGGUGGUUGUCAAAAGUAUGGUCCCAUUUUUGGUACCCUAA
Messenger RNA from Symbiodinium sp. CCMP2592, 501 nucleotides. The record is from the annotation of a GenBank genome assembly. Lineage: Eukaryota; Dinophyceae; Suessiales; Symbiodiniaceae.